UUGCGUCAUGCAUUGAAUUGAAUGUUUUGGAAUACAAUUUAACAUCGUAGUGUUUUGAUAAAUUUACUUAUUUUUUUGGAAAUCUAACCUGUUUCAAUUUUACAAACUGUAAAUUUGCUGAGGCGUUUUCUACCUACUUAUUGCUUGUGAAUUCUUAAAGGUACUUGGAGAAAAUGUCAAUAUUCACACCAACAAAUCAAAUAAGAUUAACUAAUGUGGCCGUCGUACGCAUGAAGAAAGGAGGGAAAAGAUUUGAAAUCGCAUGUUAUAAAAAUAAAGUCAUGUCAUGGAGAAAUAAAGUAGAAAAAGAUAUUGAUGAAGUACUUCAAACGCAUGUUGUUUUCACUAAUGUUUCCAAAGGGCAAGCAGCAAAAAAGGAAGAUCUCAUUAAAUGCUUUGGAACAGAUAACCAGACACAAAUUUGUGAAGAGAUUUUAUCCAAAGGUGAACUUCAAAUAUCUGAAAAAGAGAGGCAAGUUCUUUUAGAAUCUACUUUUAAGGACAUCGCAACCAUUGUUGCUGAUAAAUGCAUCAAUCCAGACACAAAGAGACCAUAUCCUAUGAGUAUUAUUGAGAAAUCAAUGAAAGAAUGUCACAUAUCUGUGAAACCAAAUAAAAAUUCAAAACAACAGGCAUUGGAAGUUAUAAAGAAACUACAAGAAGUAAUGCCAAUUGCUCGAUCACAGAUGAAAUUGAGGGUUUCUAUACCUGGAGGAAAAGCAUACAGGAACAAACUGAAAGAACUUGCCGCCUCAGUUGAAUCACAAAAUAUGGAUGAAGGAAAUUUACAAAUGGUUUUCCUUAUUGAUCCUGGAAACUUCAGAAAAGUUGAUGAAAUAGUGACCAAUGAGACAAAAGGCAAAGGACAGCUCGAAGUGAUAAGUUUAAAAGAUAUUCAGGAAGGAGAUGAAGCUUUGGAAUAAAUUUGAGAGUACGUUUGGUUUUUAUUCAAAGAAUUUAUGUAUUUAUUGCUUAAUAUAUGUGAUGUUCAAUUUAUUAAUAAAAGUUUAAAAAGUUUUGUAUUAA
This is a messenger RNA of Argiope bruennichi, 1026 nucleotides long. It is a transcript of the gene Sbds, whose product is annotated as ribosome maturation protein SBDS-like. The transcript is spliced from 5 exons. Bases 174 to 923 code for a protein of 249 amino acids. Gene Ontology annotation, biological process: ribosome biogenesis; cytosolic ribosome assembly. Lineage: Eukaryota; Metazoa; Arthropoda; Arachnida; Araneae; Araneidae. The record is from RefSeq and is a predicted model, not a curated record.